Messenger RNA from Cinclus cinclus, 867 nucleotides. Its product is annotated as protein kinase C gamma type-like. Gene Ontology annotation, biological process: protein phosphorylation. Lineage: Eukaryota; Metazoa; Chordata; Aves; Passeriformes; Cinclidae. The annotation marks the transcript as partial. The transcript is spliced from 8 exons. Gene Ontology annotation, molecular function: protein serine/threonine kinase activity; ATP binding. The record is from RefSeq and is a predicted model, not a curated record.
GUCUGUCCGUGGGUCUGUCCGUGGGUCUGUCCGUGUGUCUGUCCGUGUGUCCGAGCAGCGGCCGGAGGGUUCAGGUGUCCCCGUGUCCGUCCGUCCGUCCGUCCGUGUGUCCAUCCAGGUGUCCCCGUGUGUCCCCGUGUCCGUCCGUCCGUCCGUCCGUGUGUCCAUGGCGCUGGACCCGGAGCGCUCGGUGGCCGCGGGGGCGGUGUCCGCCCGUCCCCUGUUCUGCCGCCGGGGGGCGCUGCGGCACAAGGUGGUUCACGAGGUCAAGAGUCACCGGUUCACGGCCAGGUUCUUCAAACAGCCCACCUUCUGCAGCCACUGCACCGACUUCAUCUGGGGCAUCGGCAAGCAGGGCCUGCAGUGCAUGGUUUGCAGUUUCGUGGUUCACAAACGCUGCCACGAAUUCGUCACCUUCGAAUGUCCCGGAGCUGGGAAGGGACCCCAGACUGAUGACCCACGGAACAAGCACAAGUUCAAGGUUCACAGCUACAGCAGCCCCACGUUCUGCGACCACUGCGGCUCGCUGCUCUACGGCCUCGUGCACCAGGGCAUGAAAUGCUCCUGCUGCGAGAUGAACGUGCACAAACGCUGCGUGCAGAGCGUUCCCAGCCUGUGUGGGGUGGAUCACACCGAGCGCAGGGGGCGCCUCCAGAUUCGAAUCCAGGCCCUGCCGGGGGAGCAGCUCCACGUCACAGGUACCAAAAUUCCCGGGAAAAAUCCCUCCACAAUUCCAAGAAAAAAAAAUUCCUAAACCCCUCCCCACCCCCACCCCAAAAAAAAAAAAAAAAAUUUCCCGCCCGCGGGGUUCGAGGGGGGAAAAGAAAAGAAAAAAAAUCCUGAGAAAAUUCGGGAAAAAUCCCUUUU